CUCCUAUGAAGCUGCCUCAGCCCUCUCCUAAGGAACCUGCCCAAUGGAACCGCACUCUGGAACCUCUGGAACCUGCCAGUGACAACUUAUUCUGCAAAUCUAAGGAAGGACCUUUUGCAACUUUAAACUGAAAAGAAGGCAGUUUGCCACUUUGUAUUGUGGAUUUGAUACCUGCAACUUUGUAUUUGCAUUCAGCUCUGCCUGUCUGGAACUUCGAAUCCAAAUUCUAAGGCUCAACAACCUGGAACGAACUGACAUUUUGGCUACUUGUCUGACCACCUGCGACUUUUGAAAGCUGCAACUGAAUUCUAAAGAACAAACAUCUGGCGAUUUGCAACUUUGCUAAGAAGGGGGCGUCUUGUUGAACUGUGGCAUUGCAAGAAGGUGUUUAGGGGCAACUAGAGAAGGGGCUUUGGGUCACUUACCCUGGUGAGUAAGUCGCAUUACAACUGGGCAAAGUUCGGAUUAUGCCCCCCCACCUGUGGAUCUGAACCCCAUGGCCACCGCUGGAAGUGACAACAUGUCCUAUGAGCAGAACUUCAGUGUCCCCAAUGCCACCAGUAUCCAAAACCUUGUGGCUCCGAGGGGCAGCACUCCCCCCAUCAUCCCAGCUGUCAUGUUCCUAUUAGGGGUGGUGGGGAACCUCAUUGCCAUCAUUGUCCUGUGCAAGUCCAGGAAGGAACAGAAGGAGACCACCUUCUACACCCUGGUGUGUGGUUUGGCUCUCACCGACCUGCUGGGGACCUGCCUGAUAAGCCCAGUGACUAUAGCCACCUACAUACAGGGGGAAUGGCCGGGGGGACAUGCCCUGUGUGAGUACGGCUCUUUCAUCCUUCUGUUCUUUGGGCUGGCUGGUCUGAGCAUCAUCUGCGCCAUGUCCAUCGAGAGGUACCUGGCCAUUAACCAUGCCUAUUUCUACAACCACUAUGUGGAUAAGAAGUUGGCAGGGCUCACACUCUUUGCGAUCUACGUCUCCAAUGUGCUGUUUUGCGCCCUGCCCAGCAUGGGACUGGGGAAGACCACCUUUCAGUACCCCAAGACGUGGUGUUUCAUUGACUGGAGAACCAACGUUUCGACCUACGCGGCUUACUCUUACAUGUACGCGGGUUUCAGCUCGUUCCUCAUCCUGGCCACGGUGCUGUGCAAUGUGCUGGUUUGCGUGGCGCUAAUCCGUAUGCACAGGCAGUUUGUGCGCCGCACUUCCCUGGGGACGGACAAUAGGCUGUCGGACUUCAGGAGGCGCAGAAGCUUCAGGAGGAUGGCCGGGGCCGAGAUCCAGAUGGUCAUUGUGCUCAUCGGAACAUCAGUGGUGGUGGUGAUCUGCUCUACCCCCCUAGUGGUUCGUAUUUUCAUUAAUCAGCUCUACCAGCCGGCGGUGGUUGAGGAUAUCUCAAAGAAUCCAGAUCUGCAGGCCAUCCGAAUGGCAUCGGUUAAUCCCAUUCUGGAUCCUUGGAUUUACAUCCUCCUCAGGAAGACUGUCUUGAGCAAACUGAUAGAGAAAAUCAAGUGUUUAUUCUGUCGGAUUGGUGCGCGCAGGAGGCCACACUCCGCAGGAAGUUUCAACUGCACAGAAGGAAGAAGGGCCUCCUCCGCUCUCUCCAGUCAUUCUCCUUCAUUCAUUUCUCGGGAGCUUAGAGAAGUCAGUUCGACUUCUCAGACUUUACUCUAUCCCCUAGAACUGAGUGAUGGUAGUUUGAAAGGGAGCGCUGUGUUGCCAGGAACCACAAUAGCCAUUAACCUGCCUGGAUCAACAGAUAGGACGUUGCGGGGUUCUGAUCAGUCCGUUUCUUCUCAGGGUCCAGAGUCAGAGCAAGUGUCACUUGUGAAUGAGACAAAACCCACACGAGUAACUCAAAAUGGUUCUUUGUCAAAGGGAAACCCACUCCGAGUCACAUUUCCUAACGAAACAUUACAUUUAUCAGGAAAAUCCAUAUAAAACAAUAUGCUACCCCUAGAGUGUGUAGGUAGAUGUUUAAAUGAACAUUGCACUCUUCUCUUUGAUGAUCAUCAUCAUAAAGGCUUCAUAUAAUCCAAUCACUGAAUAUGAUGAAGUUCAGUGACCUAGAAACAUUUCUCCUUGGAAUUGAGGUUGGUUUAUCGAACAUACAGAUUUGCCAUUUGAGACGCUAUUACCUAUAACACUGGCACUUUUUUGAGAGGAAUAUGCCACCUUUUUAAGGUGUCCAUUUGCUUAUGGGGGCAGAAGAGAAAGUGCUUGAUGGCUCCCAGUUUGCCACUUUCCAUUGACUAUUUCUGGACAAAGGCAAUUUGUCUGUUGUUAUGAUGUCAGUGUGUCUAAGCUUUAAAAUGUGAAUUUAAAUGGAUACGCUCUAUGUCUGUAUUCGGAAUGUAAAUGUAUUUAUUGUCUUCUCUGUGAGAAGGGUUUUUUUUGUUGUUUUUUUAAUCAGACAGCCUAGUGAAUGAAUUGUAAAUGCGUUAUCCUCUUCAUUCUUCUCGAAUGUCUUGAGGAGAAGACUUUCUUAGAGUUCUAGAUCAGGAAUGCCCAUGUUGAGGGAAAAGAAACUGUUUUUUGAAAAAAUGUAUUGCUUCUAAAGCUUUCUUAAGGAACUUUUGGUUCCAUCCCCCCAUGCAUUCCAUUUGAGACUGAAUAAUAAAACUUAUUACAUAAAAGAACAAUGCCCCGGUGGCAUUAUAAAUACAUUUAAUUGAUUUGUUAAUAGCGGUACUGUUUGAGAACUGAACGAGGGCAUUGCCUGUUCUAGAACACCCUUUUGACCAUACUCUUAUGCAGGUCCUACAGAAAUCAAACCAGACCAUUCUAGAUGUGCGCUCAAGGAUGCCUUAAUAAAACAUAUUUCCUUAGUCUCAUGAUCAUAAUAUGAUGACAUUUGGAAGAGCUGAACAUAUGCCCUAUCUUGCCCUUGCUGAAGAUGAUCAUAGUACAUUGUGUAAUUUACUAAUCAGAUAUUUCAAAGAAAAAUAUCAUCUGUAGCCUGUCCCCAAAUACUUACAUCCACUUAACCAACUUGGGAAAACCAUCUGUUUAGUGAGAAUAUUUUUCUAAUUUUAUAAACAUGGAGAAUCAGUUCCAAAAAGGCAAUGGAAUGACUCAUCAGGCUGGGCUAGUCCAAGCUCAUUAAAAGAAUAAUAAUAACAGACUCCUUGGAAUUGCAUUGUUUUCAGUAUUGCUUAAUAUAUUUGCUUCAUAUUGUAGCUUGUAAUAAGUAAAAAAUUGAAAAGAAUGAAAAUACUUCUGUACCAUUUCUUGUGCGGUUUUCGACUGCACGCCUGCCAUUGGCCAAGGAGAUUCAGAGACGUUAGCUUGCUGUCACUUGACGUAAGUGAUGGGAAUCAACAGUAAGAACUGGCUACGAGAAAAUAUAAAUAAAACAACUUCCUGGCAACUUGCUUGGUUCCUAUUAAUUAUCUUAAUAUUAAUUGUGUCCUAUAAAGGUAAUUCUAGAGGAAACUUUAUGGGGGUAUCCUUCCGCCUGUAGUGGGGGCUGCAGUAGGAUGAUGCUAGAGGAGCUAAAGUUGACUUUCCUUGGGAUAUACCCAUAGCUCAGCACCAAUGGAUCAGAAUUACCUAUCCAUUACACCUAUCCAUUAAUGAUACAGACAUAUGUCCUGGUUUUGUCUGAGAUCAAACGGAAAGCUGUGAAUCAAUGUUCUAUUCAUUUGACAAGGUGGAUGUUGACUUGAGUAUAGAUCUCUAGUCGAUGCCUGGGGAGAUAUUUAGCACAUUCUAUUGAAAGGGGGACUGGACCAGACUCGAUCCUGUGUCUGGAAUUAUUGAUUCCUAAAACAAUUCAACCACUACCAAGAUCUUACACUGGAGUGUUUCUACUUGUUGCACUUGGAGAACAGUAUAUUGCAGAACCCAUGACUAAAAUCUGCCCCUGAAUACUUAAUAAUUGUGUGCCCCGCUGGGCUUUGGGGGGGUUAGUAAGCAUCACAUUUAUUUUACAUGUAGCUACCUAGAGACACAUCUGGUACAUGGAGGCAACUCAACACGGGGCUACACUUCUGCAGUGUUUUGCAUUAAGGGUUGGACUUGAUGGACUCAACCCUAUGUAACUAUUAAAAAGUGGAUGAAUGCUUUGUGUAUCUACUUUUUGAUGCAAUGAACCCCAAGGGUGUAUCCCCAUGUUGAACUACAUCCAUGUACCGGUUCUUUCUCUGGAUAGCUUGAGGUUGAAACGAAGCACCUUAUUACCACCUCAUCCUGCUACAGAAGUACAUCAUCAUCUUCAGCCAAGCAUUUCUUGGGUUCUUUCCAACAUGUUUUCGAAUCCUUUACAGAUAUUUGAAGGCUUCUUUUUAACGGAAAAAUAUUCAACCAUCAAAUAAGCAUGUUCUGUUCUGCUUUUUGUGUCCACGUGGAUUGCUUUAUUUGUGAUUACAUUCUGAGCCUGUUGAAGGUGAAAUUGUUGUAUUGACCAAAAUAUUUUUGGAGGAUGUCACAAUAAAACUGCCUUGCUGAAAUAUA
Messenger RNA from Xenopus tropicalis (tropical clawed frog), 4450 nucleotides. It is a transcript of the gene ptger4, whose product is annotated as prostaglandin E receptor 4. Gene Ontology annotation, cellular component: membrane; plasma membrane. The record is from RefSeq and is marked provisional. Gene Ontology annotation, biological process: response to lipid; G protein-coupled receptor signaling pathway; signal transduction. Gene Ontology annotation, molecular function: G protein-coupled receptor activity; prostaglandin receptor activity; prostaglandin E receptor activity. Lineage: Eukaryota; Metazoa; Chordata; Amphibia; Anura; Pipidae.